Messenger RNA from Limulus polyphemus (Atlantic horseshoe crab), 1394 nucleotides. Its product is annotated as endoplasmic reticulum resident protein 44-like. Lineage: Eukaryota; Metazoa; Arthropoda; Merostomata; Xiphosura; Limulidae. The record is from RefSeq and is a predicted model, not a curated record. The annotation marks the transcript as partial. The transcript has 13 exons.
UUCAGCACUGUCUCGGUGACUGUGAGCCUAGAUGUCGAUGCACAUGUUGAUCAGCUGCCAGUCAAACGCCACAAGUCUAAAAAAAAUCAUUACAGAAUUUUUUCCAUCUUCAACAGUAUUAGAGGGGAAGCAGUUAAGUUGACAUCGGCCAACUUUGACAGCCAAGUUUUAAACCAUGAGCUAGUAUUUCUCAAUUUUUAUGCUGACUGGUGCAAGUUCAGCCAGAUAUUAGCACCAGUUUUCAAUGAGGCAGCAGAUCAUGUAACAAAAGAAGUCCAAGAACCUGGUAAAGUACUAUUUGGAAUGGUGGACUGUGAUACUGAAACUAACAUAGCAGCAAGGUUUCACAUUACAAAGUACCCAACUCUAAAGUUGCUACGAAACGGAAAGGUGAUGAAGAGGGAAUACAGAGGUCAGCGGUCAGCAGAUGCUAUUGCAGAAUACAUUCGUGACCUCUUAAAAGAUCCUAUAAUUGAAAUAAAAGAACAAAAAGAUUUUGAUAAUAUUCAUGAGAACAAGAGAACAGUGUUAGGAUAUCUUUCUAGCAAAGCUCUUCCUCACUAUGAAGUGUUUAGAAAAGUUGCCAUGGAUCUUCGGGAUGAUUGUGAGUUCUUCGUCAUAACUGGAGAUCUUGCGAAGUCAGGACCCAACAAUGAGGGGAGCAUUGUCUUCAAACCUGCUAGGUCAAAGCUUAGUGAAAAUGAUGAAAUAUAUCCAGGGUCAUUAUUGAGUUAUGAAGAACUCAGUGUUUGGACGACAAAUCGUUGCAUUCCUCUGGUCAGGGAAAUCACUUUUGAAAAUGCUGAGGAACUUACAGAAGAAGGGUUGCCAUUUCUUAUACUAUUCCAUAAUCCUGAUGAUAAAGAAAGUGUAAAAAUAUUCACAAGGGAAGUUAGCACCCACUUGAUGAGUGACAAAAGCAGUGUCAACUUCUUAACAGCAGAUGGUCAGAAGUUUUCUCAUCCACUGCAUCACUUGGGCAAGAGUCAGAAAGAUUUGCCUCUCAUUGCAAUUGAUAGUUUUCGCCACAUGUACCUGUUCCCUGACUUCAACGAUCUAUAUGUCCCAGGAAAGCUGAAACAGUUUGUUGAAGACCUAUACUCAGGAAAACUGCACCGCGAAUUUCAUUAUGGUCCUGAAACAACAACCAAAUCUCGGUCCGAUGCUUCUCCACCUAAUGUUCAGAAUCUACCAACCAAUCCACCAGAAUCUACAUUCAGAAAAUUAGCGCCAUCUAGAAACAGAUAUACUAUUUUACGUGAUGAACUUUAGAAAUGUGAUAUCAAAUGUGGUAAACGUCUACAUUUUCCUUAAUAAAAAUAAAUGAGAAAAAAAAUUCUCAAUUCAUCUUGGAGGUUUGUCCAUGCGAUAAGGACCAACUAUGUUCAGGACUA